This is a messenger RNA of Epithele typhae, 1383 nucleotides long. Its product is annotated as eukaryotic translation initiation factor 3 subunit 6. Gene Ontology annotation, cellular component: nucleus; eukaryotic translation initiation factor 3 complex; cytoplasm. The transcript has 5 exons. Bases 1 to 1383 code for a protein of 460 amino acids. Gene Ontology annotation, biological process: translational initiation. Gene Ontology annotation, molecular function: translation initiation factor activity. The record is from RefSeq and is a predicted model, not a curated record. Lineage: Eukaryota; Fungi; Basidiomycota; Agaricomycetes; Polyporales; Epitheliaceae.
AUGGCUGACUACGAUCUGACAAAAACGAUCAUCCCCUACUGCGAUCGGCACCUCGUCUUUCCCCUCCUCGCCCACCUCGCCGAGAGCGAGCUCUUCCCGGUCGAAGAGCUCCAGGCAGCCCAGUAUGAGCUCGCAAAGGAGACGAACAUGGUCGACUACGCCGUCAAUCUCUUUGAGCAGCUGCAUCCAGAGGAGGAGGUCCCAAAAGAGUUCACCGACAAGCGCGAUAAGGCGGUAUUAACGAACGAGCAGCUGCAGCAGGCCGCGCAGGCCGUAUUAGAUGUGAUUGAGAAGCCCGAGGUCGCGCAAGCCCUCCGGCAGGACAAGAACCAAAACUUGCAGUUCCUCCGCGACAACUACAAUGUCACGGUCGAGCAGAUCAUCGCGCUCUACAACUUCGGCAAGUUCCAGUACUCGUACGGCAACUACUCCGGCGCCGCCGACUACCUCUACCACUUCCGCAUCCUCUCCACAGACCCUGACCUCACCAUCUCUGCCCACUGGGGCAAGCUAGCCUGCGACAUUCUCACCGGCAAAUGGGACACCGCGCUCGAGGAACUCAACUCCCUCCGCGAGGCCAUCGACGCCCGCGCCUCCUCUCACCCACAAUUCACCGCCUCUUCCGCCGCGGUCGACCCCGCGCUCGGCCAACUCCACUCCCGCACCUGGCUUCUCCACUGGUCCCUCUUCGUCUAUUUCAACCACCCCCAGGGGCGCACGCUCCUUCUCGAGACCUUCCUCUCCCCGACGUACCUGAACACCAUCCAGACCUCGUCCCCGUGGGUGCUCCGCUAUCUCGCGACCGCCGCCGUGCUCUCGCGCAAGUCGAGCUCGGGUGCGCUCUCCUCGCGCGUCCGCCACUCGAUCCGCGAGAUCGUCAAGGUCGUCCAGAUGGAGGAGUACCAGUACACGGACCCGGUCACCCGCUUCCUCCGCGAACUCUACGUCGAGUUUGACUUCGAAGCCGCCCAGAAGGAGCUCUCGCUCGCCGAGACCAUCGUCGCGAAUGAUUUCUUCCUGGGCGAGUUCCGGGACGAGUUCAUGGACAACGCCCGCUACCUGGUCACGGAGGCGUACUGCCGGAUACACCAGCGCAUAGACAUCGCUGAUCUCUCCGAGCGCCUCAACCUCUCGCGCGACGAGGGCGAGAAGUGGAUCGUGAACCUCAUCCGCGAGACGCGCAUGGGCGCAGACGCCAAGAUCGAUCUUGAGAAGAACGUGAUCGAGAUUCACCGCCCACCACUGCCGAUGUACCAGACGGUGAUCGAGAAGACGCGGGGGCUCGCGUUCCGCACCCAGGCGCUCGGCGCGGCGAUGUCGCGCACGCACCAGCCCGCGGGCGCGCCCGAGCCCGCACAGCCAGCCGUCGUCGAGGCGCAGUGA